Oryzias latipes (Japanese medaka) is the source of this 1143-nucleotide messenger RNA. Its product is annotated as olfactory receptor 6C4. Lineage: Eukaryota; Metazoa; Chordata; Actinopteri; Beloniformes; Adrianichthyidae. Gene Ontology annotation, molecular function: odorant binding; olfactory receptor activity; G protein-coupled receptor activity. Gene Ontology annotation, cellular component: membrane. Gene Ontology annotation, biological process: detection of chemical stimulus involved in sensory perception of smell; G protein-coupled receptor signaling pathway. The record is from RefSeq and is a predicted model, not a curated record.
AUGGAGUUUUUUAAUUCUGCCUUAGGAAAAAACAUUACUUUUGUGCGUCCUGCAUAUUUUAAAAUAGCUGGGUUUAUAGGAAUACCCAAUAUGAAUUAUUACUACAUCUUUCUCUUCUUUGUCUUCUUUAUUUCAGUGCUUGGAAACACAGCUGUAAUGACUGUGAUUUAUCUGGAUCACAAUCUGAGGACUGCAAAGUAUGUAGCAGUUUUUAACCUUGCCUUUGUGGAUUUGUUGGGUAACACAGCUCUUGUCCCAAAAGUCAUUGAUACGUUUUUGUUUAAUCACUACUAUAUCUCAUAUAAUGAGUGUUUGACAUACUUUUUCUUCUGCUACAUGUGCCUUUCAAUGCAGGCUCUUAACCUGGUUGCUCUCUGCUACGAUCGUCUGGUUGCUAUCAUGUUUCCUCUGCAUUAUCAAGUCACAGUGACGCCCAAGAUCAUGCUUUCUAUAAUUCUUGCUUUCUGGCUUUUUGUUAUAAUUGCUGUUUCAACUGCAGCCGGUCUUUUGACCAGACUUUCCUUCUGUAACUCGGUGGUUAUUAACAGCUACUUUUGUGACCAUGGCCAGAUAUUUGGAAUAGCAUGCAAUGAUUAUUCUCCAAGUUACAUAUUCAGUGAUGUAUUGAUAGCUAUUAUUCUUUGGAUCCCUUUAAUAAUUGUCAUUUCCAGUUAUGUUUGUAUUUGCUUUGCUCUCUUUAAAGUGUCCACAAUCCAAGAAGGAGUGAAAGCUUUUAAAACGUGUACAGCUCAUUUGUCUUUAGUGGCAAUCUAUUUUUUUCCCAUUUUAAUUACAUUCACUAAUACAAACAUUCAUCCAAAUCACAGGAUCAUAAACCUCUCGUUGACCGCUGUCUUUCCACCCAUGUUAAACCCAAUCAUUUAUGUUCUGCAGACACAAGAGAUUAAGGCCUCAUUUAAGAAAGUUUUAAAAAUUAGAAGUCGGUUCAAAGUUUCUGGAAAGUAAUUCAGUCGGUCUGUUCAGAAAAUGACAUAAAGAAGGAAAACAAAAGUAUAUGAAAUGAUUUUCUUUCUGUACAUCAGAAUAUCAAUUUUACAUAUCUGGUGACGGUUUGUUAGUUUAGUUGUCACCCAGGCUUUUGCUUAUGAUGUUAACUAUUUGUAGAACUGAACUGAAACAGUG